AUAACACGGAUGGACGGUCUCUCCUUCUCUCUCUCAAACAAUAUCCACGUAGUGUACGCAAUGUAAACGGAGGAGGAACCCACCAUCCAUAACCAGAAAGUGAGAUUGCCAUGGCGACUGUACGCAUCAAGAGUAAGCGAGUUCUACUUGGGGACAAUGGUGGGAUUGGACCUGGGGUCUUGGAGAUAACCAAUGGCAAGAUUACUAGCAUCAUCGAGGGGGAAAAUUACAACGGGUCAUGGGACAGUCAGAGAGAUAUAGAUGCAGGGGCACACCUAGUCAUGCCGGGGAUUGUUGACAGCCAUGUUCAUGUCAACGAGCCCGGCCGUACAGAAUGGGAAGGGUACGAGACGGCAACAAGAGCUGCCGCUGCCGGUGGCAUUACGACAAUAGUGGACAUGCCCCUAAACUGCAUUCCAUCUACAAUCUCACUCGAUGCCUUCAACACAAAGCUGGACUAUGCGGCCAAGAUGGCGGCUGUUGAUGUGGCCUUCUGGGGCGGGGUUGUACCCGGGAACCAGCUUGAGCUGAAGCCGAUGAUAGCUGCCGGUAUUUCUGGGUUUAAGUGCUUCCUGAUUCACAGUGGAGUGGAGGAAUUCCCUCACGUGUCCGAGGCCGACCUCCACAAAGCAAUGAAAGAGUUACAAGGAACGGACAGUGUUCUGCUGUUCCAUGCAGAAGUAGAAACGCAGCUUGAUACCGAGAACACUCAAUCUUCUCCUACUGCGUAUCAGACAUUCCUCGAAUCCAGACCCAAAGCCAUGGAAAACGGUGCUAUUGAAUUGGUAGCGAAGCUUUGCUUACAAUAUCGGGUGCCGUGUCAUAUUGUUCAUCUGUCAUCGGCCGAAGCCCUUCCCAUAAUCCUGGAUGCUCGUAAACAGGGCGCCCCCAUCACCGUGGAAACCUGCCAUCAUUAUCUCUCACUAGAUGCCGAGACUGUGCCAAGUGGAGCAACGCAGUUUAAAUGCUGUCCACCAAUCAGAGAGAAAGAAAAUCAGGAGAAGCUUUGGCAGGCCGUCAUUAAUGGUGAUAUUGAUCUGAUCGUUUCAGACCACUCCCCCUGUACGGCUGACCUUAAGUUGACCAAGGAGGGGGAUUUCAUGAAAGCCUGGGGUGGAAUAUCCUCGUUACAAUUUGGUCUGUCGCUUUUUUGGACCGGAGCCCGUAGUCGUGGUUUGCAUAUUCAUGAGAUAGUGCACUUGAUGUGCGAACGGACAGCCCAACUGGCCGGCCUGUCUGACCGUAAAGGUCAACUGAAGGUCGGCAUGGACGGCGAUGUUGUCAUCUGGGAUCCUGAAUCUGAAUUCAAGGUGACUCGCGACAAGAUUGAACAUCGGAACAAGCUUACACCCUACGAGGGAAUGAUAUUGAAGGGCGUGGUCCACAAGACGAUUGUCCGUGGUCGGGUGGUGUAUGACAGUGGUGUACAUUCAAAGACGCCACUUGGAAAGCUACUAUUCCGAGGGACUCGGGAUGGCGUGUCUGCCAGAUUGUGAAGCAGGACAUUGUUUUCUUCGUACAUCGUUGUACCGUUUUAAUUUAAAAAGGAACAUUACAGAAUUGGUUUUGCUAGCAAAGAAGUGGUUGCUGGCAGUGUAAGCACUUUA
Asterias rubens (European starfish) is the source of this 1607-nucleotide messenger RNA. Its product is annotated as allantoinase, mitochondrial-like. Gene Ontology annotation, biological process: purine nucleobase catabolic process; allantoin catabolic process. Lineage: Eukaryota; Metazoa; Echinodermata; Asteroidea; Forcipulatida; Asteriidae. The record is from RefSeq and is a predicted model, not a curated record. Gene Ontology annotation, molecular function: cobalt ion binding; zinc ion binding; allantoinase activity. Gene Ontology annotation, cellular component: cytoplasm. The coding region runs from base 111 to 1496 and encodes 461 amino acids. The transcript is spliced from 10 exons.